GUGACUCUGCUUAGUUCUCAGUUUAUCCCAAGCCUUGCACAGGAAAAGACCUAAAUUAAACGAUUAAAAAUGAGUGAUGACAAAAAUGUAUUACUGGAGGAUGACUGCUACAAGAUCAUCGAAAUGGACAUCGAGUCUGGAAAUAAUGAGGAAAAUGAUCAUGAAAUCGAGAUUUUAGAAGAAGAAGUAAAUCCUUCGUACCGAUUUUUGCAGAACUGCAACAGUGUGGCCUUGUGGAUAUGCGUUCUCUAUAACUUGUGUAUAGUUGUGCUUUUAGUUUUCAUAUUUGUUUACAAGAAGUUCAAUUAAAAUG
Molecule: messenger RNA, 313 nt
Organism: Drosophila kikkawai
Lineage: Eukaryota; Metazoa; Arthropoda; Insecta; Diptera; Drosophilidae
Source: RefSeq, a predicted model, not a curated record